AUGGCGGUCACCUUCGCAUCAGGCAACGGCCAGACCGUCAUGGGACCGCCCCCGGCCGGCCCCCUCAAGGCCACGACGGCCGCCCUGGCGCAGUGGGGCGUGUCAAAGGACAAGCUGAGUCGCAACGCGUCAUGCAUUACGUCGGGUUAUGUCCAGAACCAGUACCCCCACCUGCAGAGCCCCAGUUACGUCAGCCCCUACCUCACCACUUGCAUCAUGACAGGGGGAUGA
Molecule: messenger RNA, 231 nt
Organism: Monoraphidium neglectum
Lineage: Eukaryota; Viridiplantae; Chlorophyta; Chlorophyceae; Sphaeropleales; Selenastraceae
Exons: 2
Coding region: 1-231 (76 amino acids)
Source: RefSeq, a predicted model, not a curated record